Messenger RNA from Hippocampus comes (tiger tail seahorse), 1889 nucleotides. RefSeq lists its product as uncharacterized. The record is from RefSeq and is a predicted model, not a curated record. Gene Ontology annotation, biological process: negative regulation of smoothened signaling pathway. Gene Ontology annotation, cellular component: Golgi apparatus; ciliary membrane. The coding region runs from base 789 to 1292 and encodes 167 amino acids. NCBI's taxonomy places the organism in Eukaryota, Metazoa, Chordata, Actinopteri, Syngnathiformes, Syngnathidae. The transcript has 4 exons.
CCACUUUUAUUACUAUCAGUAUUUUUACACAAGUAUCUGUAUGUCUAAAUAAUGUGAGGACUUUUUCCCCACCUUAAUAGGAAUUAACAUUGUGGAUAUUAUAUCAUAUAGUUGUGUUUUGCCAGUACAUUAUAUUUCCUUAUUUUUAAAAAAUGAGAUUCAUCGUUUUUCGUCCCGUCAUAUCGAACGAGAUCUGGAGGUACCUGAAGUGGCCGCCGGGCACCUCCUCCCGUAUGUUCUCGCGAGACUUUUUGAUGACAGUCACGAAGAAAGCAAGCUUGCUGGAUCUGAGUUUUUGUUUUUUGCAGCUUAAACGCGUCCUCUUAUCGCAGAAAAAAGAACGUCCUCUCGCUUGGACAUAUUUUAUUUGAUUUUAAAAUUAUAUAUAUUUGCUAUGAAGAAGUUCCAGUAAAUACUAUAUUUUGUUUUCGACAUUUCUGUAACAUGUUUCAGGGCUGCAGGAAAGUCGACUGCAUGGAUUUAAUAUCAUUGCUGGAUAAUUGUAGCGGCUAACACAUUCCCCUUUGUGCGACUAAUCCAGGCUUUUUGCUGAGGAAUAUCCUCGGGAAAGUUGUCGGGAUGGCGGUCCGUGAAACCGGGCGGUGAGUCCCUCCUCCGAGGGCUGGCAAGCUCCUCCGGAGGAAUAUAAACGAUUGUUUCGGAUGGAGCACUGUCACGCUGUGGGAUUCAACGCCAUGAACGUAAUCCACACCUAACCGCGGGCACUUUGAGGUGGGAUCGAGCAACAAAGACCGGACCGCCAGCACCACCCGCGUGAGUCCACGGACAUGGAUAAACUGACCGUGAUAUCAGGAUGUCUGUUCCUCGCUGCAGAAAUCUUCGCCAUCGCCAGCAUCGCGAAUCCGGACUGGAUCAGCACUGGAGAGUCAGCUGGCUCGCUGACUGUCGGUCUGGUCCGACAGUGCCAGACCAUUCACGGCCGAGACCGGACCUGCAUCCCCCCGCACAUGCCUCCCGAGUGGGUCACCACCCUUUUCUUCAUCAUAGUGGGCGUCCUCUCGCUAACCGUCACUUGUUGCCUGCUGAUCAUGUCCCACUGGCGCCGUGAGGUCAUCCGAUACGCCCGCUGGAUCGCCUUCACAGGGCUUGUCCUCUUCUGUAUGGCCGCCCUCAUCUUCCCCAUCGGCUUCUACGUCAACGAGGUUGGAGGACAGCCGUACAAGCUGCCCAACAACACCGGGGUGGGUUCCUCUUACGUGCUCUUCGUCCUGUCCAUUUUUUUCACCAUCGUGGGCCUGCUCUUCGCCGGGAAAGUUUGUUUACCCGGCUGACGUACUUUACACACGGGAACUGUUGGCCAUUUGGAAGCCGAAGAUGCAAACUGUUUUUUUGUUGUUUUUUUCUGGUCCUCUCGGGACGACGCUCCCGAUUGGAGCGGGAAAUACAUCCCGUCCAUCUGUUGGUUCAGAGAGAGUGAGGGCCUUCCUGAAGGAGCGCACGCGUGGUGGGAAGGUUUCAAAAGAUGGAUUGAAACAAGGGCGUCUUAUCGACUAUCUUCAGAAGGAAAGAGUGAACCCCCUUUCACACAGUUUACAAAAACUGAUACGUUGUGUGAGCAGCACAAUACAAUCUAACAUUUUCAGUGAUGUUGAUUUCACUUUUUUUUUUUUUGGUAUUUAUUUUCUUGCUUUGUAAUUCAUUUUUUUUCUAAGUUAAAAAAAAAGGCCUAAUAUAUUCCAGUGUAUAGCCACCAUUAACGUGUAGGGAUCAAAUUGCCUUAAAAAUGUGGAUUCGUUUUGUGCUUUAGUUGAGGAUUUUAGCGUUGAUUUUGUGUGUGUGUGUGUGUGUGUGUGUGUUUUAAAAAAAUACAGUGAACUCCUGCUCUUCCGCGAAUAAUUGACACAGCAAGAAGGUUCAUAAUUUUGAAA